Prosopis cineraria is the source of this 1200-nucleotide messenger RNA. Its product is annotated as protein POLYCHOME-like. Gene Ontology annotation, cellular component: nucleus. Lineage: Eukaryota; Viridiplantae; Streptophyta; Magnoliopsida; Fabales; Fabaceae. Gene Ontology annotation, biological process: regulation of nuclear division; negative regulation of ubiquitin protein ligase activity. The transcript is spliced from 3 exons. The record is from RefSeq and is a predicted model, not a curated record. The coding region runs from base 118 to 810 and encodes 230 amino acids.
UUUGUAUGAAACCGCCCAUUUCUCGUUUGAAAAUCGAGCCGCUUUGGUCCUCCCUCUUCGUUUCUUUUCUUUCACACUCAGAGACCAUCGCCAAACCCUUUCAUUUCAAGGUUAGGUAUGCCGGAAUCACGAGACAGACGGCUACAGCCUGUGGACAUUGCGGCAGUAUUCAGUCGCCAGAGAUCUGGUGCUAUUGGCAUGGUCGAUGAUGAGUUGGAAUCAGCUUUAUUUCGAUCCACACCGAGUCGAGAAAACACUAUCUGGACGGCCUCGGGCCAAGCCGCCGGGUUGGGAGUUAUGCGAGCUGGGGGGAACGUCAGCGGCGGUUUUGUUAAUUCGAGAACCGGUUCACCUACUGCGGACCGGAACAGUCCGUCUUGGACUGAUCGGCGGGUAAGGAUCCGACCAUCGCGGAGCGUGCUACCUUCUUGGUACCCAAGAACUCCUCUUCGUGACAUCACUGCUGUUGUGAGGGCAAUUGAAAGGAGAAGAGUUCGCUUGCGAGAAAGCCGAGGCCAGCAACCUACGAGUCCAUCUCCAGCUGAUCAAUCUCUUGCAAACUCUCCAAAUCCAACCAAUGGUCACAAGCUCCGGACACCUGCUGGCAGUAAGUUCCCAAAACUUUUACUUGAUAUCACAAAUCAGUCCGAUGAAAGAUCAGAAUUUCUAACACCACAGAAGAAACUCCUUAACUCCAUUGAUAUGGUUGAGAAAGUUGUGAAAGAAGAAUUGCAGAAACUAAAGAGAACACCAAGCGCGAAGAAGGCAGACAGAGAAAGAAGAGUUCGCACUUUGAUGUCCAUGCGCUAAUUUUGAGGUAUGCUAUAUUCAUAGUGGGACUAUUGAGCUGGAAUUGGAGAAGCAAGCAAGACCUUACUGCGUGAUUUAUCAUCCUCUGAUGAUACUUUAGACCUCGUUUUUUCAGUUGGAUAGUAAUCAGUUUCGUGUGCGUUCUAACAUUCUUGCUGAACGUCUUGGAGCAAGAUUAGUAAGCACAUACAUUUGGUCCUUGAUAGGUUGGGGUAAGGAUAGUACGUAUCAUUCAGUCAAAAAUGUACAUAAAGCGUCGGAUUUCCAUUUUCAUGGCAGUACUUGAGAAUGAGAACUUUACUUUGUACCGUUACGUUAGCUACCAAUUAUGACCAGAAAUUGUUCUUUUGUACCGUUAAAUCACCAGAAUUGUCAUCUAGCUCCACUCAA